AUAAAUAAACUGUAAUCGGUUUUCUCAUCUGCUUUUCCUUUCAGCCGAUUUUUCCGGAGGCCCUCUUUACUAGUUUCUUUCUCAAUCUCCCUCUGCACCGAACAUCCGUAGGUACCUCAAAAACCCUUUUUAUUUUAUUUUUCUCUCUGUUAUGUUCAUACAUAAGGAUAUAUUUACAGAUUCAGACGUAUAUAUGUUUAUGAGGCUUGGGUUUUCUUAUCUGAAUACUUUAUUGGUGAAUUGCCGAGUAAAGUAAAAUCUUGCAUCUGGGUUUUCUGAUUUUGAUGUUUAUAUGCCAAAAUUAGGCUAAAGCGCAUAUAUUCUUUAUGGAGGUGGUGGUGGAAUAUAUGCAACAUAUAUGGCCUUUUUCUGCAUUUAUAAUCAAUAAUUAUUUAAGAGCAUCAGAUGGAAUUGUGAAAAAAUUACCGGUGCCUGAAAGUACGAAGCAGUUUGUUUACGCUAUCCGUGAGCCUGAAUCAGAGUCUAUUAUCUAUAUACUGUCUGUUCAGAAAUUAUCAGAAAGGUCAGCUUCGGAUGCUGAUUGUCUCAUAAGAGCGAUUAAGCCUGAUGCUGUUGUUGUUCAUGUGGGAAAUUUUAAUGAUUCGGACAUUAUUGACUUGCAGAAUGGUAGAAUUUGGUCAACGAACGACAGCAUUAGCGAGAGUAGAGAAAAUGGUAAUAGUGUUGAUGAGUAUACUGUACCGACAUCAUCAUUUGAAGUGUUGAAAAGGUGUUUUGUGCAUAAGACUAAUAGGGAGAAGUAUGAGAAAGUGGCUGGGAGUUUAUUUUUGAAGGAAGUUUUUGGGGUGAGUUUUAAUGCUCAUUUUAUGGCUGCCAAGAAGGCUGCUGAGGAAGUUGGUUCUUCCUUACUUAUGCUUGAGUCCCCUUUCAUGAAUUGCUUCAUAGACGGAGAUAGUGAAUGUGAUUCAGACACAGGGGUAGAGCAGGUGGUGGAAUCAGGAAAUGGAUUUCGAGGUGCUUUUGGUUUUCAGCCAAGUUAUUUGGUUCCUGGAAGAAAUAUGGUUUCUGUGAGGUCGAGGGGUUUUUAUAUUACAAAUGAUGUUCAAUCUCAAAUGGUGAAGUGGCUAUCUACAUAUUUGGUUCAGUCAAGUACCAUUUCGAAACUCGGCAGUGAAGAUGUUAGGCCUCUUGUUGAUUAUGAGGCUCCACAGUUUGCAAAAUCUGUCUAUCCGUUGCUUGUUGAUUUGCAUGACAUAUUUGUUGACAUCCCCUCUAUGGGAAGGGCUCUGGCUUGUGCUCAGAAAAUUCUUAGUGAUGUUAACAAGGGAGAAAUUGUUGGUUCCCAGCUCCUAUCUGAAUUGUACUUAUUCCGUGUUGCAGUUGAGGGGCUGAGAAUGGCCUUGAAUAAUGCCGGCCGGAUUCCUUUGAGCAAAAUAGGAGACCCCAUGUUGGCUAACACAAAGUUCUGCGAUCUCCCUGUAGAGGAUCAGUCACAUGCCAUUCUUGCACAGGCUCUUCAAAGCCCAACUAAGAAGUUCAAAUCAAUAGUUGCGGUAGUUGAUGCUAGUACCUUAGCUGGACUAAGGAAACACUGGAACACCCCUGUUCCUCCAGAGGUUAAAAAUACAGUUGAAGAGCUUAUAACUGACUGUGGAGAUAAUGAGGAAAUCCCACACCGUUGUAAGCGCUUGUUGGCUGAUAAACCUGUGGUGGCAGUUGGGGCUGGUGCAACAGCAGUAUUUGGUGUCUCUUCCCUCUCUAAAGUCAUUCCAGCUUCAACUUUUAUCAAAAUUGCAACCUUCCACAUCCCAACUUCACUAAAACUUAUCUUGACUCAAACACAAAAGGCCAUUUUUUUGGCGCUUGGAAAGGGUCUUGGUCCAGCAAAAGUGGUAGCCCCAGGAUUGGGAAGUUCUGCACUGAAAAGUUCUACCCUGAAGGCUGCUUUGUCUGCUGAGAAAAUCCGUGCCAUAUCUCACAGUGUUAUAGCAUCCGCAGAGAAAACUAGUCUUUCUGCCAUGAGAACAGCUUUUUAUGAAAUAAUGAGGAAACGCCGAGUCAGAUCCAUUGGAGCUUUGCCCUGGGCUACCUUUGGAUGUAGUAUUGCUACUUGCACAGGCUUGCUAGUUUAUGGAGAUGGAAUUGAAUGUGCUGCAGAGUCAUUUCCUGUGGCUCCAUCAAUUGCUAGUUUGGGUCGUGGAAUCAAAAGUUUACACCAGGCAUCUGAGGCUGUCAGGCAAGUUGAGAGCUCGAGGCUACAAAAAUCAAUAGAGUCUCUCCUGUACAGAUUUAAGAAUGCAAAAAUUCAAUAAUAUGACGGAUGAAAGCAGGUUAAGGAGAAAAUGAAGGGAAUUUGUAUGUUUUGUUUCCUUUAAUUUUCCCAUAUUUUCUAGAUCUGAAAAAUCUAUAGGAGUUUGGAGUUUUGUUUAGGUUAGCAGGGCUGGAGAGACAGUAGCCAUUUUGAUUCUUCAUUGUGGGUUUCAUUUUCACUGAAGGAAGCCGGUAAAUAAGCAGGAUCAGGUUGUGAUUUAAUUUUUUUCUUUUGCUUCUUCUCCACCACAAUAAAAUCCCUAUUCUCUUAUCAUCAUGGUGAAACAAGAAAUUAUACUGUUCUUUCAUCUAGUCCCUUUUCAAGUAAUUUCUUGUUUGUUGGAAUAGAGAGUGGACUAGGUUACAAGAACGCUUGUACACUGACAUUCAUGUGUAGAAGAGAAUGGAGGAUGGUACCUGUUGAGGAUGGAAGAAUAUUUUUGAAGCGAAGCCUGGGCAGGAAAAGAACAAAGUCAGCGAUGUGAUUGGUUGGAAUAUUUCGUUAGGGAUGUGAUCGGGUUCUGGUAUUCUGUCAGUGGGAAAAGAGGAGGAAGAGAGAACGAGAGAGAAGACUGAGGCGCUGUAUGGUAAGAUAUCUCAAGUCUCCAUCGAAGGUUAGAAUCAAGUUUGCUGUGAAGUAGUGUUCUAAGAAUGAGAAGUGUGUGUCAACUUGAUAUGAUGCAUCUUGUUGCCUGAAAUUGUAUCAACAUUGACCGAUUCCUAGGGUCGAAUUCUUGAUAGUCGUGCCUUUCCCGAGGUCCCGGUAUCUGUCUUGUCCACUGGGGACAAGGAAGUGGAGCUAGACAAAAACGGCCACCUAAUGCCGUUAUAGUCCAGCUUUAAUCUCACUGGGUGACC
Molecule: messenger RNA, 3129 nt
Organism: Olea europaea var. sylvestris
Lineage: Eukaryota; Viridiplantae; Streptophyta; Magnoliopsida; Lamiales; Oleaceae
Exons: 2
Coding region: 327-2273 (648 amino acids)
Source: RefSeq, a predicted model, not a curated record